GCCAUGCCACCUCGUCUGUCCUUUUACGCGUAAGAGACGAUAGGCUAUGAAAAAAGGAGAAAUUACUCCUAUUGCAUUCGCCGACAUCUCCAAGGCGUUCGAUACAGUGGACUUUGCGGUAAUAAUAAAGAAACUUCAUGCCAUUGGCUUUUCACACUCAUCGUUAAAUUGGAUUCUUAACUACCUUACUGGUCGGAAACAACUUGUUCAAGUAAAUGACAGCCAAUCUGAACUGGCGGACGUGUUGUUUGGUGUUCCGCAGGGAUCUAUAUUGGGUCCCAUGCUUUUCAACCUUUACGUCAGCGAUCUUCAAAAUGAUUUUACCUGCAGGUGCUUCCAAUACGCCGAAGAUACAACAGUUUUACCGUAGACGUACACCUAAAAACCUCAGUCAAUGUGUGCAAAAAAUGAAUGACAACAUACAGACUCUCGAAACUUGGGCCACAGAACCAAUCUCUUGUUGAAUGAAAAUAAGACUAAGCAGAUGCUCAUAAGCACUCGACAGAUGUCAAGAACUCAUAAUCUCGGAGACAUCACGCCACCUCUUACCAUAAAGAAUCAAUCCCUUGAGAGAGUUGAAAAUUUCGGAAUAUGACACCCCAACAUACUAAAAAGCUAUUAGCAGAAAGUCUUGUACUUUCUAAGCUAAACUUUAAUGAUGUCGUUUGCUAUCCUCUCCCGCAUACCUACAAAAGAAAAUGCAACGUGUGCAAAACGCUGCUGCCAGCUUCGUCACUAAUCGUUAUUGUUCAGGAAAAGAUGUCUUACAGCUUGGACGGCUUCCAACCUUGGAGAGAACUCAAUUAAACCUACUCAAGCAUACUCACCGAGUAAUCUACAACAAGGCCUCUUGGCCUGAGUAUUUAACCAUGGAAGUAUAUAACCCUGGAAGAACGUUACGCUCUAAUGCAGCACCACGAUUGUCGAUUCCAUUAAUAAAAGGAACUUUUCAGGAGACAACAGCGAACUUAUUCAAUGAUCUUCCUCCAGAAGUACGAUCAUGUGCCGACUUAAACGUAUUCAUGAGGGAAGUGAAACAAUUACUGAAAUCCAGAGCACUCCUACGCCUUGAAUAGACUUAUUUGUAUUGUAUUAGUACAAUAUUUCUUCUUAUUAACAAUUUAGCUUAAAUUUAUAUAUAUAUAUAUAUAUAUAUAUAUAUAUAUAUAUAUAUAUAUAUAUAUAUAUAUAUAUAUAUAUAUAUAUAUAUAUAUAUAUAUAUAAAAUAAGUGCAACGAUCUUUAUUACUAUUAGUUUCGUACCACAAGAUGUGGCACUCAUCAGAUAAAUUAGCCUUAUGACUACAGCAGAAAACCUACAGUAUUUAUGUACAAGUGGAUGAAAGCUUUAAAGUAAUCCUUUUUACAAAGCACGCAAAGCAAUUAUUUUGUUACUUGAUAAAAUUGACAGGACGCGGAAGUAUUAACAACACAUCAGCAUAACGCCAAGCUAUUAAGAUUGCGCGGUAUAUUUAAAACAAAAAUAUGUCUGUCUCGAGUGCAUGUCCUUUAAAUGUUAGCUAAAAGAAAUUUUUUCGCAUGUCUACAUGAAGACACUAAUUCAUUACGUUUGUUCAAAGUAGCUAGUUCAGGUUUACAUAUAAUAAAGUAUUUUUCCCACAGGCAGAGAUUACAUGAUCUAUUAGAAGCAGGGCUGUAGGGUUUGGCCCGUUUCAAGGUUUGCCAUUUAAUAUGAAAUUCAAUUCCUUUGCGCUUUAACUGCCAGACAUAUUUACUAAGUUCAGUGGAGUUCCUUUUCUCGUACAAAGUAAAUGAGGUUUUGUGGUUGUAAUAUCUAGUUUUAAAAGCGUUUUCAGUCAGACCAACGUAUGUUUGAGGUGGACUAUUAUCUUUGGUAGAAACUGUAGCUUGAUAUACAAUAGAUUCGAUCAAACACUUUUUGGACAUUGGGCACUCCUCUUUCUUUCUACAGUUACAUGUGCUUUCUUCACUCGUUGUGGCGGUUUGUGACAGUUUGGUCUUGUUGUGUCCGUCGAUGGUUUGUUUGAUAUUAGGCAUGCAACUGUAGCUUAUUUUAACAGUGUUGCGGUUGAAUAUUUUGUGUAGGGGGUGGCCUAUCGGGAAUUCAUCAUCGAUGAUAUUCAAAAAUGUUUGUCCAAUAUUUGUUGAUACAUUUUUACUAAAUGGUGGAUUGUACCAAAUGAUAUUACGUCUUCGAUUUCGGGUUCGAGGGGUUGUAUGAUUAAGUGGGUGCUUGUACUUUAACUGGUGUUUAUAACCACUAUUCUGAAGUGCUUGCUGGUAUUGUUGCGAGGCUUGUUGGAAUGAUUUCUCAUCGGAUGAUAUUUCAGUUAGGCGUUUGUUGAUAGACAGUGGGAUAUUGCGCAGGAUAUUAGGUGGGUGAUUAGAUUUCUUUAUUAGGUUUGGCGUAUGGUUGAUAUUUCCUGGUUGACAAAUUAAGGGUAACGUCAAGAAAAUUGACUAUUUUCUUGUUAGCUUCAAUUGUGAUUUUAAGUCCGUAUUUGUUGAAAAUGGAACACAAAUCUUUUUUGAUAUUUUCUAUCUCACGCGCUGUCGCUUUAAUGACUCCUAACCCGUCAUCUCUAUAUAAUCCGAAGUUGUUUCCAUAUAUAUAUAUAUAUAUCCCUCUCAAUAUUGUCGUGAACUGAGACUACUGAUAUAGAGCUUUAAUAAAAAAUAUGCUAUUAUUAAUUUUCAGGCUGUUGUGUCCAAAACCUAGAUACUGUAAGGAUCAUUAUAGCUAAAAUGUUAUACUUAUGUUAGGAUUGUUUUCUUAGUUGAAGUCUUUUAUAACCUUUUACGCAGAGUUGACAAGGAAGAUGAAAUGCAAUGUUUGAUCAAGGGAUGUAACUUCAUGCUUCACAAUAUUCCUAAUGAGAUUUUUGAAUUCCAUCGUGAUCAAGGGCCUCAGUAUGUUUUCAAAAACUUGCUUGGAUCGGAUUUGUUUCCUUACUUGCUCGUCAACAUUGGCUCUGGAGUCAGCAUUCUUAAGGUGCGUGAUAUAUUUUUGUCCUAUAACACAGCACAAUUAGUGAAAUGGAACAAAUAAACAAAACAAAACAAAACAUAGCUAAAAGCAACCUCAUUCCUAGGCUCUUACCUCUUGUGGAGAAAAGACCCUAGCUGGUAGGAGCUGGUCACGUGAUCUGCAAAAAUCUAGCAGAUUGUUAAUUGAUGAUGAUGAUGUUGAUAAGUAUUUGAUAUUUAUAGUUUAAUUUAUAACUUGCAUUUUGUUUUGCAAGUUUGAUUUGAUUUGAUUUUACAGGAAUCCAAGAUAGUUAAUUAGAAAUCUGCUCAAUUUUAGCAGAUCACAUGACCAGCUCCUGCCAGAUCUUUCCACAAGAGUCAAGAGCCCGGAAACGAGGUUGAGCUAGUACGCACUGUAAUAUAAUAAUUUUAUAAUAAUUGUAACUUCAGUACAACUAUGUUUUCCAAAAUGUACUUAUUAUGUAUUAGAAGCCGCUCCAAGUGAAAGAAUGUAAAUGAAUUAGCGGUUAAUUAGAUAACUAUUUAACUGUUUCGAAUUUGCCUACAAGAAUUUCAACUGUUUUUUUUUCUUUUUUGAACAAGAAGAGUUUUCUUCUUUUCAAGAAGGCCUGGCUUCUAUAUUCAACUAAAUCUCGAAAAAGGUGGUUGGGACAAUAUUCGCGCUAUAAGAAAACCCUCAACUAGCUUGGCUUUUAGUUUUGCGUUUUUACUGACCUGCAAACUCUUGAGGCCCUUGAGUUUCUCGCUCACCAUCGUAUUUUGCAUAAACUUGUCAUAAAAAGUAAAAUCUUUUUUAUAAAUAGGUUGAUUCGUUUGAUAGCUUUGUUCGAGUGGGUGGAACAAGUAUGGGAGGUGGGACGUUUUGGGGCCUGGGCUCGCUUCUUACUAGUGCUAAGGUACUGUUUGAACACAUACAAUGCUGAAUAAUAUUGAUAUUUUGAUGUUUUUAGCCUGCUCGCAGCCUGAAAUUUCGACUAACACAAAUUACAGUCUGCUGAACAGGAAAGUUAAUCGUGUACCGUGACGUUGCACUUGUGCGAAAAUAACACAUUGGUUGGUUAAACGAACCUGGUACAACAAACACACAGUGACUUUAUAAUUGGUUUGAUUUGUGAUUAUUGCCCCUGCAUGACAAGCGGAAGGUGGUGUCUCGACACCUUGCCAAGUAUAUCAUAGUUUCUACCACUGUGACCAGUCUUGCAAAUCGUUAAUUUAAUCUACGCCCAUAUACUGUUGAAAUGCAAGAAAUGCAAACAAAUGUAUAGGUAUAUAGCUCGUUGCAAUUAUGUUCACAUUUUUCCAAUCUGUUUCUUGCGUGUGAUAUUGUGACGAAAUCAAAUUUAUCUACGUCAUGGUACACGAUUAUACUUGGGAUUCAACAGACCCUUAUUUUCCGUUUCAUAAUAUAGGGCUGGAAGCAGGCUAGUUUUUUCGGACACGGUCGAACCCGUGAUUGUCCAAAUAUUUACAUUUAUUUAGGGAUUUGACGAAUUGUUGGAUCUUGCUAAAGGUGGUCAACAUACUAAUGUCGAUAUGUUGGUAAGAUAUUUUUACAUUAGACAGACGCUUGCCAUGUCUAUAUGUAAUUCUCAAAAGAUGGUGGAUUGUCAUCAUUUGAAUGAGCGAAAUUUUAAAAACAUGAGAAAGUUGUUUCAUGGAUGAAGAUAGCCGCGAAGAACGAUUUUUUCCCUUUCAUUAUAAAAAAGUGAUAAAAAGAAAUAUGGUGGGAAAUCAAAGGAUAUAGCAAGGCAAUGCUAAAACGAAGGAGAAAGUAUAAGUUUGUUUAUGUGUCUUUGUUCAUUAUAUGUCAUUCAGUUCUCCAGUGUUUGGGUCUAUAAGUUCCCUUAAAUAACCCUUAGUUUAUAUUUUAAAAGAGAGUGAAAUUAUUCUUCAUUUUAAGGAUAAACGUUAUCGGCAAAGAGAAGCAGUUACAUUUUAUGAACAUUUCGAAACGAUUUGAACUUUAGAUGUAGUUUACAGAAUGCCAAUAACAUAGCUAUAUCUUGCAUGCAUUGGUAUUAUUGUCAUUUUAUACAAAAUAUUACCUUAGCUACCAAUAAUCGCGCUACAAUUCUUUUGGUCAACGUAAACAAGGCUAUAUCUGUUGGCACCUCUGUCUCUGAUUUUGGCUUUAUAGCCGAAAAUAUGAGAAUUUUGAAAUUUUGCCUACUAUUACUAGUAUGUUCCCAAAAAAUCCAAAAUGUCAAGUUCGCUUUUAGCAAAAAUAAACUGUACCACUUGAAAGUUCGCAAAAAUGUAUAGCAAGUAACCUGAUUUUUUAGCCAAUUUUGAGUUUUUAACGCUCAGAUAUGAAGAAAAUGCGCUAAUUUAUGGUAAUAUUGUAAUAGCUACUUUAAGCCUCUUUAACUCAAAACCAGCUUGGAAAUCCGCACUAUACUUGCUUAAAUGUCUUAUAUCUACUUUUUUGCGAACUUUCUAUUAUGUUAUAGUUAAUUUUUUUUGUGAAGAGUGAAAUUUUGAAAUUUUGAAAUUUGAAAUUUUUCAUUUUUUAGGCAAAAUUUAUUAGGUAAUUUAUUAGGCAAAAUUUCAAAAUUCUCAUAUUUUUGGCUAUAAAGCCAAAAUCUGAUGCGCCAACAUAUAUAUAGUCUUUCAGAGACUACUAUUUGCAUGCAAUUAGCCUUUCUCAUGCAGGAUGACGAAUAUCCGCCAUUUUUGGGUGGCAUCUAAUUCUCGUUAACCCGAUGCAGACAAUUAAAAACAAUGAUGUGAAAAGCAAUUUUUCAAAAUAAACUAACCAUUUACAAAGCAAAUUUACCAUCAUUCGUCCACAAAAUUAUAAAAAGUCGCUGUUAUAGUGUUAUGUGGACUUAUCUCGCAGACUUUGGCUGAAAAGCCACCCAAAAAUGGCGGCGUGAGAAAGGCUAAUUGCGAUUCCAUCUCCCAUGAAAUGUAGUGAUAUUGCUUGUCGGGAACUGCGAGUUCAAAAUAUGAAAGUUUACAUGCAGUAUUUCGCAAAAACAAAAUUAUGUUUUAUAUACCGCGCAUGUGCAGUGAAUGAUUAAACUCCAGGCAAAACGCAAUGUUUAUAUACCUGCAUGCUUAAGCCCAGAACUGCUGUAUUGGUCAAUAAGCUGAAACAUAAUUUGGGACAUUCGAACGACGGCAGUGGAUUUAACUUUGCAAGUCUUUGAAAUAUUUUUAUCUUACAUUUCAGGUUAAAGACAUCUACGGUGGAGAUUACUCAUUAAUAGGGUUACCUGGUGAUUUAACGGCGUGCACGUUUGGUAAGGCAGUUAGGUCGGCGAUGUCAGACAGUACAACGAACGUUAAUAGUAAGUAUGUAAUGUGUAGUAUUUUGUUUAAUUAUUUUAUACUCGUUCCGGCCGUAAGCCCGGGCCGUGGUUACUAAUUUUGCUCGGCUAUUUAUAUUUACACUCGGGAAAAGGAAAGCAUUAGCGAAGUCUAAAGUUCAUCAAUAAUUGCGGGAGCAUGCAUGGCUAUAUGUUUCAUCGUGCGUGGGUAGUCAUCCUCACUGACCUCAAAAGUAUGGCGAAUUUUAGGACUGGAAAGAGUAUUAAGGAAACAGCAAAAACCAUUCAACUCGAAAAAUCUUUAAUGAGACGAGCAGCCAAACAGUUUAUUUGUUUUGCUUCAUAACAAAAGAUCAGGGGCAAUAGAUUGCUGGAAAUCGUAAAACCUAAGGUAAGUUUGUUUCAAAUGUUGAUGUCAGUAUUGUUUGCUUUCUAUUAAAUUGCUUUAAAAACUGAUGUUGCGUAUAAUGAAAAAGACAGCGUAUUUAUAGUGUAUACUUUCCAUUUAAUUACUUUUUUAUUAUUUUAGAUUAUUAAAAAUCUUUACUGUAAAUAAGGAAGAGAGCAAUGUUACUUUCGUACGAGAAUUGCACAAUUUGAAAUCAAUGUGAUAUUUUGGGGGCUUUGUUUUCAAUUGUAGAAAUAUGAAAUAUAAAAUUAUCGUGUUACUAUGACAACUACUUCAAAUAUUUCAUGUUUGGGAAAUAGUUGUUUUGCUUGCAAAGCGAGGAGUCCCUCCAUGCAUGUAAUUCUAGUAAUAUAAUAUGUGGGCGCUCUUCGGUCAAACAUUUUGGAAAAGCUAGUCAAUCGUUUGGUAAAUAAUGUAUAUUUGAUGAAUUUUAAUUUGCCGUAUUAUUUAUAAUUAUCAAAAUAAAUCGGAUACUGCAGAGAAAAUUUAAAUUUAACAAAUAUAAAACAUUUUCCGUGUUGAUAUACAGUUAUAUCAACGCAAGUGGAAAUUGGGAAAACGAGAAAUUGUAUGGAAACACGACGCCUUUUAACACAAUUUCGAGUUUUCCCAAUUUCCACCAGUGUUGAUAUAACUGUAUAUCAAUACGCGGAAAAAUGCUUUAUAUAUUUUUUUUAAUAUAGCACAAACAAAUAUAAGUAUAGGCAAUCAUGCGAUGGCGAGUACAAUUAGAGAUUAAUAGUACGAGUGAUGUUUGGAAAUUUUGCCAAAAUUGUACGAGCCGCCGGGGCGAGUCCAAUUUGGCAAAUUUCCAAACAUCACGAGUACUAUUAAUCCAUAAUUGUACGAGCAACAUCGCAUGAUUACUUGUUUAUUAUUAGCAUGACAAAAUUGGAUACUUCUUAAUGUUAAGAUCAUAUAUUCUCUCGCCAAAGCCCAGUCCUGCCUGAUUUUCAACCAAAAUUUUAUGCUUCUGUCCAUAUUUUCAUUUGUUAAAGCACAAUUUUUUCUUUUGUUAAAGCACAAUUUGGGCUUUUGUUCGUAUUUUCAUCUAGUUCCUCUAGGGCAAUUUCAAUUCACGCUUGUAUUUAAAAUACCUUUCCGCCAUUUUGUUUGUUGUGGGAAAAUCAUUAAUUGUACUGCAGUACAAUUAAUGAAAUAAUUGUACUCCUCUCAACCAAUCAUGCUAAUAAUAAAGAAAGAAAUUUUCCGUGUUGAUAUUAUGUCAACACGGCUCUUAGCCAAAUUUGGUUUUUCUUGUCUUUCGAGAAAAAGGAACCAGUACUACCACAAUUCCCUUCGAUGAAAGGAAGAAAUGCUUUUGGCAGCUAAAGUGCAUUUUAAUUGUCAGUGGUUGCUUUUUAGGAACGAAAGGAUUUUCGGAAAAGGAUAUAGCAAAAAGUCUUUUACACAUGAUUAGCAAUGAUAUUGGGCAGGUGAGUGCCGAUGAAUGAACGCAAUCUUAAAGAAAAAAGGUGAUUUUAUUUGCUUGACAUUUGUUUAAAAUAAAAAAAUGAGAUGUCCAGGAUGUUGGUGAGCAAUUUCAUUGCGUUCUAAAGCACUUUAAAAUUGGUAAUAUCAACUCAGUGGCUAAUGGAAGUAUAUAGAGCUUUUAACAAUGUCUGAACUCUCAGAUGCAACACCUGUGUUAUAUCAGCAAUAAUUUACCCAUACCAUCUUUUUUAGCUUGCUUCCCUACAUGCGAAGCUUUAUGGUUUGAAGAGAAUUAUAUUUGGUGGCUUUUUCAUUCGGGGAUAUCCAAUUACGAUGCACACUAUUACGUUUGCAAUAAAUUACUGGUCCAAGGUUUGAGAGGAGAUUAAUAUGUUAUAUAAUUAUGGAGUUAAUUUCCUGUUUAAUUAAGAAGUUGAUUUUCUUUUUCAACUAAAACACUUUAUUUAGAAAUGCAUUAAAACUGAUUGGUUAUAUAGCUACAGCAGAAAUUAACCAAUUAAAGAGUAGUUUAGAAUUGGAAUAUCGGAAGUAUAAGCAAGACGUAUAUAGCUGUAAGAGGUGCGCAUCAACUUUGUUGCCCAAGGACAUGAUUUACUUCUAUUUGAAAACGACAUGACCGUAAAAUUGCAAUGAUGCAUGCAAUAGUCAUUCACGUUUGAGAUACAAUUAAUACUUUUUACCCAACUUUUCAUAUAAAAAUACACUUUAACCUUCACCUUAGGGAGGACAAAAAGCAUUGUUCAUGCGUCAUGAGGGAUAUUUAGGAGCCAUUGGUGCCUUUAUUAAAGGGGCAGAAGAGGAAGCAGGUAUAGGCAAAUGAAUUCGCAUAGAGGACCUGAUACAAAUGAUGAUGUCAUAACAUAGUGUCACAACCACCAAAUUUCGAUCUAAAAUUGUUGCUUUUUUAUUAAUGGUUAUCUCUGCAAGAAGAUGGAUUGUUGACUAAGUUUCUUUGUUGUAUAGCUGCUGAUGGAUCACUAUUUUAUUGGAACUGGGGAGAAAAUUAUGCUGGAAGUUCUGGAUUACCAACGAAAACGUUUAAAACACCACAACUUCAUGCAGAUGUUAAGGUAUGUAUGGUGUUUUUCCUUCUGAUAUAAGAUGGGGGAAAACACUCGGACGAUUUCACAUGUGUGUUAACUUAUUUCUUUUGACUUCUAUAAAUUGUUACAUUUUCUAUGAUUGCUAUGGUUGAUCGGCUUAUGCAAAAUUUGACAAUUUUUAGCAUUUUCAACAUGCCGGGUGUGCAAUUGUAGCAUAUAUUUCUAAGCAGUAUUCUAUGGUUGAUCGACUUAUGAAACAUUUGACAAUUUUUAGCAGUUUGAACAUGUCCAGCCUGCAAUGGUUUCAUAUAAUUAUUUAUAAGCAGUACCGUAGGUUACAUUAAACCAACCAUGCAAUUUAAGAAAUACAUUUCUUCUACUAAGUUACAUGCAGUACUUACUCUAUAAGAACCGCAAACGUUGUUAUGAGCUCCUUGCGCACGAAUGGAAUCGAUAUUUAUAUCGGAAUCAAUGUCAUUGCAAUACGCAUUUUGUAUAGUGUGAUGUGUUGGAAUUAGACAGAAUGGAUAGAUCCCUUUUGCCAUUUCCAUUGCUGUAUCGUCCAAGUAAAUAUCAUCCUGAUACUGAAGAUUUGACAGCUGAUGAAGCUGCGCAAGAUUAUUGGUUGGGUUGUUUUGAAUCUGGUUUACACAUGGU
Molecule: messenger RNA, 9805 nt
Organism: Paramuricea clavata
Lineage: Eukaryota; Metazoa; Cnidaria; Anthozoa; Malacalcyonacea; Plexauridae
Source: the annotation of a GenBank genome assembly